Messenger RNA from Anopheles coustani, 522 nucleotides. RefSeq lists its product as uncharacterized. The coding region runs from base 1 to 468 and encodes 155 amino acids. Lineage: Eukaryota; Metazoa; Arthropoda; Insecta; Diptera; Culicidae. The transcript is spliced from 3 exons. The record is from RefSeq and is a predicted model, not a curated record.
AUGCUCGCAAGGUUCUGCGAAACACCUUCCGUGCUUGUGGUGGCCUUCAGUGUGCUGGUGGCGGCGUCAUCCGCUAAACCCUUCGUCGACCAGGAUGUGGAGAGCAGAAACGUUUCCACCAGCGAGCCAUCGGAGGUGGCAGGCCAACAUAUGCUGAUGGGCAACUGUACUGAGCGAUUGCACCUGGUAUACGUGGAAACAGUCGUACUAGCAAAAGACGUCAACAGUCUCAUCAAUGGCACGAUAGAGGUCAACUUGGACAGCAACUUGGCUCCGUUUUCCGUAGCAUGCGUGCGAGUACAACCCCGUACGGAGUACGAUCGUCGAGCCCUGGCGGAAAUCACGUUGUUGGGACCGAAACGAUUUUCAAUCGCCGUACAGGAGCAACCGCCUCAACGGGCACGGGCGAUGCAGUUUGAGAUAUCGGUAUAUAGAGCCCUUCCCCCGAGGAUGAAACCCAACGAAUAAGGCACGCGCAUCCCAUUUUGUUGAGAUUGAAUAAAAAUGAAUAAAUUGGCGACA